AUGUAAAAAUACUAUUGUAAAUAAUCUAAAAGUCCAUUAUAGAAUGAUAAAAUCAUAAAAAAUAAAACAUAAAAUUCAAGCAAAGACUAAUCAAUUAUUAUAGAUAAUUAGAUAAGAGAUUAAACAUUGGAAAAGUUAUUUUUAUAAUUGGAUUAAAUGAGAAAAAGACAUGAAAAAGAAAAAAAAGAAAUGAGUGAUUCUUUUAAUUAGCAAAUUUUAAUGAAGAGUAAUUAGCUAUAAAAAUCUGUUUAGGAAUUCUAAUAAAAAAAUUAACUUUUAGAAUAAUUACUAUUUUAAGAAUAAUCAAAGACUAUUCAUUUAACUAAAAUUAUAUAGGAAAAGUAAAAAUCUAUACCCUAAGAUUAAGGGAAAGAGAAAUAUAAAAAUGAAAUUCCACAAAUAGAUUCUACACAAUAGGAUGCUUAACGAAAAAAUUAAAUAUUUCCAAAUAAAUUUAUAUAAAAAGAUAAUUCAUUUAAAAUAUUUAUGGAAAUUAUAAAUAAGGUAGUUUCUUAUAUCAUUCGUUUCAAUAAAGAAAAAAAAAAUUAAUUAAGUUGGAUUGAUUAAGAAAUUUUAGAAAUGGAUAUAUUGAAAUCAAAGGAUUUAAUCAAAUCUUUACAAAAACUAAAUUAAAUUUUUGAUAAAUUUUUUCUUUCAUUAUUAGAAGGAGAAACAUUAUCCUUAUCUCCUAAUAAAUGUUGUAAUAUUAAGAAUAAUUAAACAGUAACUGAUGAAAAAUAAAACCAUUCAAUAUAAAAGAACAAGGUUAAAAUGAUUAACACAGAAACAUAAACAAAAUAAAUAUAGAAUAAAAUUAGUAAAUUUUAACAAACAGAAAAUAUUGAAUUAAAAUACAAAACAACUUAAACAGACUUUUCAAAAUUUGUAAGUGAAGAUUAAACUCAGUAAAGUAAUGAAAUUUAAAAAUUACCAAAAGUAAACGAAAAAUUUUUAAAUAAUGAAAAAAAAACCUAAAGAGAUUAUAAGGUUUAAAAAUAGAUUUCUAUUUCAAUGUAAAUAUAAAGUUCUAACAGAUCAUUUUAAAAAGCAAAACUUAAGUUUAUAUCUACUGAAGUAUAAACUGAACAAAUUCGAAUUGAAUAAAUAAAGGUUACCUCUGAUCCUAUAAAACAUCACUCAAAAAUUACAGAAUAUGAUGAGGAAGAAAAUGAAUUGAGUCAAGAUGAGAUAAAAAAAAAUAAAACACAUUUAAUAGAAAAUGAUGACAAAAAUGAAGCUGAAUCUAGUUUUGAUUGUAAUAAACCUGAUUAUGAUUCAGACUAAGAAAAUGAUAAAUAAAAAUUAGAAAAGUUAAAAGUAGAAUGUUAAUAAUAAAAAAUUAAAAUUAUUAAUUUAUAAUUAACUUUGGAGCAUUUACUCUAAUUAUAAAAUUAGUUUUAGUUUGAUAAUGUAAUAACAAGUGAACAUCUCUCUCUAUAAGAUUUAAUUUAUAAUAAAUGGAGUAUAAAAUUAAAAGAUCAUAACGCUAAUUUAAAAUAUUCAAUAGGAAUAUUAAGUCAAAGUUAGAAUUUUUUGAAAAACAUGAUCAAAUCAAUUUAUGGUGUUGAUAAAUAAAUAUAGGUUGAUUUAAAUUAAAUGAUUAUUCAAUAUUAUGAUGAUGGAUUUUAAGAAAAUUAUAGAUUAGAACUUAUGAUAAAGCAACUAGAAUUUCCAUCUUUAUUUUUAAUUAAUUCUACCAAUAUAUAGGAAAGGUAAGAAUUCUAGCAUUUUUGGAUAGAUUUCAUGAUCUAAUAAUGUGGUUUAUUUAUCUAUUUGGUAAAUGAGUUUAAUGAGAAUGAUUAGAGAAUAAUUAAUUAUAUUAAGGAUAAGAAUAAAAAAAUAGUAAUUAUUUCUUAUGAUUAAAAUGAUUACUUAAUUGAUAAUUUUGGAGUAUACAACAAUUAUAAAAAUAAAAUUGAAUAUUAGAUUAUUAAAAUAUAAAACAAUCAAAAUAUCCUAUCUUCUUUGUGGAGAGAUAUUUUAUAAAUUGAAUGGGAAUGGAAAGAAAACGAAGAAUCAAUUUUAUAUUAAUUACAGUAAUUUAUUUGUAAAAUAGUAGAGAAUGAAGAUUGUAUUCAUUUAUAAAUAAAAGAAGAUGGGAUUUUUGAAAUAUCAGUGAUAAAUGAAUAAAUUAGUUAUGAUAUUUUAAAUAGAAUUCCUUAUGUAAAAAGCAAAGAAAAUUUAAAUAAUGAAGUUCAUUUGUUUCUUGAAUUAAUAGAAAAUAAAAAGAUUUCAGAGGUGAAAUGUAUUGGAAAUUAAAUUUUAAUUUUAAUAGAUAGAUUCAUUUUAUUAGAGCAUUGUGAAUAACAAUUAUAACUAAAAUAAAUCAAUAAUAAUUAAAUUUAAUUAAAAGUAGUUGAAUGA
Molecule: messenger RNA, 2364 nt
Organism: Paramecium sonneborni
Lineage: Eukaryota; Ciliophora; Oligohymenophorea; Peniculida; Parameciidae
Source: the annotation of a GenBank genome assembly